AUGGAAGACAAAAACAACUUACUGCUCUUCAAAAUCAGUGUACUAGAAAGGGACACAACACAGAAGGUAUGUUCAAAUUCUUCACAUGUAAAGAUAACGAAACGGAUCGCAAACAAACCGGAAUUAAAAUCUUUAUCGGGAAACGCACAAAAAAAGUCACCUGAUGCUACAUUACCGCCUGAGGACGUGAAAGCCGGUUCAACGACCCCAUGCAGAUUAAUCAACAAAUCAGCUGUUAACCGAAACAUCAACAUAUCGAAUUCCGCCAACCUGGUUCAUAGUAUCAAUGAAAAAGAUGCGAAUGUGGAUCAGGGACGGCCAAGAUGUGUCAGAGGAACAAGACAAACUACUGGAAGACAAAAUUGUUUUUCUAGUAGUAAACAGAGGGUGUGGCUCCACAUUGGCAAGGUUGAGGUGGGUACCACCCCAGAUAUGAUAUUGGACCACCUUAAGGAUCAGUUCCCGGAAAGAAAAUUUAUUGUAGAGGCUCUUCCAGUGAAGCCUGAAGCUACUAGCGUAUCUUUCAAAGUGGGCGGAGAUCGUGAUCUUAUUGAGGAUCUGUACAGUGGUGACAAUUGGCCAAGUGGAAUUACUGAUUUGCUGAGUAGGGUUAAUUUCGGAAAUUUAAAUGUGGCCAGCUCCUUUUGUCGCAAUACAUCAAGACAUGGAGGUGCUGCAGUGUUUGUGAGUAAAGAGAUACAAUGCCGAGAGUUGCUUAACAUAACAAAGUAUUCCGUGGAGAAAGAAAUUGAGAUAGCGGCUAUUAGACUACCAGUACUAAGAGUUGUUUUAGUGGCAUUGUAUAGGCCCCCAUCAGGGGACUAUUCAACAUUUCUGUCGGCUCUUGAGUUUGUUCUGGAGGAGUGUCUCAGGAGCCACGGCGAUGAUAGAGUUUUGUUAGUCGGUGAUUUUAAUAUAGAUUUCAUCCGGACUUCAACAGAAAAAACUAAAUUGAUUGAAACGUUCAACAUGUACGGUAUGAGAUAUGUUUUCACAGAGCCAUCGAGAGUGACAAAACAUUCGAGCACUUGCAUAGAUAAUAUGAUUACGAAUAUAUCAGAGAGCGACUGUAAACAGGAAACUUGUGAGCCUUUUUUGUCGGAUCAUAAGGCACAAAUCCUGAGAAUACCAACUGCAAAAAUGAAGCCUGAAAAUACAAAAUAUAGAAUCAGAAGGCAAUUCACCAACAAAAAUACCCAUCGUUUCAUAGAGGGAAUCAGAUCUAUAAAUUGGAGAUUAAUCUGGAAUGAAAACGCUGGGGUGCAGUAUAGUAAUUUCCACGACACUCUUACUGGUCUUUUCAACUCAUCCUUUCCUGAAAAAAAGGUUAAGGUUGGACAAAGAAAGAAGUACAUCUGCCAUAGAAAUUUGAAGAAUUUAAAGAGAAGAGUAGAAGCGGCACAAACUAUUGCAGAAGUGCGUAAAGAUGAGCCCAGUUAUGCACUUUAUAACACGCUGAAAACAACAUUGAAAAAAGAAAUACAAAAAACAGUGAAAUCAAAGCACUCAAAAAGAAUAAUUAACGCAGAGAAUAAAUUUAAAGCAAUGUGGAAUUUGAUACGUGAAGAAACAGGAAAACAGCGAAAAUGUCAGGUAGUCUCACACACAAAGGCAGCUGAAGAAGUAAAUGACUAUUUUAUAUCUGUUGGCGAGGACAUACAGAGAGGGGUCCGACCAUCUUUGGAUAAUUCCGGCAUCUUGAUGAAAAAUCUCAGAAAAAUGAAUACCGUAAACUCUAUGUAUCUGAAGCCGACAACAGAGGAAGAAAUAAUGAAGAUAACAAAAAAGUUAAAAAACAAACAAACAAGAGAUUUCUACGGCAUUUCAGUAGCGCUUCUCAAGCAAAUUGUUCCACACAUGAAACAACCAUUGUGUAAAAUAAUCAACGAUUGCUUCGAACAAGAAACCUUUUCACAGGAACUCAAGGUCGCCGUGAUAACACCCAUACCGAAAGGAGGGCCAACGGAGGAACUUUCGAACUAUCGGCCAAUUUCUGUCCUGCCAGCAUUCUCGAAGCUGUUCGAGCUGCUCCUGAAAGAACGAUUGGUGUGUUUUCUUGAGAGCAAUAACCUUGUCCAUGAAUCACAGCAUGGUUUUCGAAGAAGUAAGUCAACUGUUUCAGCAAUGUUGGAUGUAAUGGAUACUAUAAUUGAAGCGUACAAUAACAGUGAAGAAGUGGAGUUGGCGUCUAUAGAUUUGAGCAAGGCUUUUGACAGCGUUUGCCAUAGAAUCCUACUCAACAAACUAGAGUAUUAUGGAAUAAGAGGAAAAGCUCUUAACAUGUUCUCUUCCUACCUAACAAAGAGGUCUCAGGUGGUGAGGUGGAAUGGCACAGUGUCUGGCUAG
Coccinella septempunctata (seven-spotted ladybird) is the source of this 2346-nucleotide messenger RNA. RefSeq lists its product as uncharacterized. The transcript is spliced from 2 exons. Bases 1 to 2346 code for a protein of 781 amino acids. The record is from RefSeq and is a predicted model, not a curated record. NCBI's taxonomy places the organism in Eukaryota, Metazoa, Arthropoda, Insecta, Coleoptera, Coccinellidae. Gene Ontology annotation, molecular function: catalytic activity.